This is a messenger RNA of Schistocerca cancellata (South American locust), 1784 nucleotides long. RefSeq names its product scaffold protein salvador (gene sav). The transcript has 11 exons. The record is from RefSeq and is a predicted model, not a curated record. Gene Ontology annotation, biological process: hippo signaling; regulation of cell population proliferation; apoptotic process. NCBI's taxonomy places the organism in Eukaryota, Metazoa, Arthropoda, Insecta, Orthoptera, Acrididae. Gene Ontology annotation, molecular function: molecular adaptor activity; protein binding. The coding region runs from base 206 to 1585 and encodes 459 amino acids.
AGUUCACCUUUGAUGUAGUUGUAUUGAUUGACAGAUGUUUUAUAGGCCAUACAAAUUUGAGGUUGGAAUUCGUGAGGAGACGAGAGAAGUGUUAUUCAUUGUCUUAACAGUAUUCAACAAUUAAAGAAUGGUUAAGUGAUAGUAGUGAAUCACAGCUUCACACUAAGAUUUUAACAGAAAUAUUUACAAAUAAUUAAAUGUUAAAAUGCUCUCGAGGAAAAACAGAGAUUUGAGAACUAUCAAGGAAGGUGUAGUUGGAAAAUAUGUCAAGAAAGAAACACCUCCAGAAAUGCCCAUAAUCAAUGUAUGGACGACGGAGCCCACCAAGAAGUCACAUAGACGGAUUAACCAGAGUCCUUCACCAACCACAAGCACUGUGCAGGAAACCAGCAUAACUCAAAAAUUUGGUAAUAAUCGAAUUGCUCCCAACCUAGGAGGUCAUGAAGGAAAAUACACUCCAAGCAGUUCCGUCCCAGAUAUUGCUCAGAGGUUUGCAAGCAUGUCUGUGGGUAGUGGAAGUGGCAGUGAUGGAAGUGGAAGUAAUUCACGUUUGCCUCCCACGACAUAUGGAACAGCUUUGGUUCCUUCAGUAAGUCAUACAUAUUUCAACCAGUACACUGGAUCUGAGUACAGCCUGAAUAAAAUGCAGUCACCUCAGCUGAGUCCCAGCUAUAUUUCUGUACGUGGAUCAACAGAAGCUACUGACUUGCAUGAACGUAUUCCAAUCCACCAUGAAGUAAACUAUGGAAAUUCUUCAGUCUACCAUUCUCGUGUGGAAGAAUAUAGAGUAUCACCAUAUCAACAGGUCCCUGUGCCAUAUAAUCAGCAUGUGAGCAUCCAUCCUCUGCACACACCUAGACAUUCACACCAGAGCUUCCACAAUGCACCAGCCCAUUCAUCACCACACCAGCAAGCUCAGGGAGACCAGAAUUCCUCACAAGCAAUUGAUCAGACAGAAGAGUUGCCACUGCCACCUGGAUGGUCUGUUGAUUAUACAAUGAGAGGUCGAAAGUAUUACAUAGACCACAAUACAAAAACAACUCAUUGGAGUCAUCCUUUGGAGAAGGAAGGGCUCCCAACAGGUUGGGAGAGGAUAGAAUCCCCUGAAUAUGGUGUUUACUAUGUAAAUCAUAUAACCCGACAAGCACAGUAUGAACAUCCUUGUGCACCACAUUACAUUUACCAGCCAGAGGCAAGAGUUCAGAUGGAAGUACAACCACGAAUGCUUGCACCACCACCAAGACAUACUCAUUUUCAUCCUCACAGUGUACUUGUUCCUGCAAAUCCUUAUCUGAAUGAAGAAAUACCGCAGUGGUUAGUUGUGUACUCCAGAGCAUCAAAAGAAUUGGAUCACAAGUUGAGAUGGGAAAUGUUCAGAUUACCUGAAUUGGAUUGUUUUAGUGCCAUGUUAACACGUUUAUAUAAACAAGAACUGGAGGAAAUAGUAAUGCGGUAUGAAGCAUACAGGGCUUCCUUGGUGCUUGAAAUUGAGCGACGUUUGACGGCUGCUGCUGAACAGUCGGGAGCUACCACAGAGCUAUUGAAAGAAGCAGCUUUGUCUCAGCAUGUAGAGACCAAAGUAUAACAUUAAAAAGUUAUUUUGUGACAUUUUUCAGUGAGAGAACUAGUCACCUUUAUAUUUUGAAGAAAGUAUUGAAACAUUUUGUAUAUUUUAAAAUGCAGGACCACUUGUUAGGUUUCUAUUAGUGAUUAUUUGUGUAUGUGGUAUGUAUAUAUGAGUAUAUUAUAUUAAGUAUGUGGACUUGAAGGGUUGAUAUAAAGUA